Molecule: messenger RNA, 1051 nt
Organism: Cotesia glomerata
Lineage: Eukaryota; Metazoa; Arthropoda; Insecta; Hymenoptera; Braconidae
Product: putative carbonic anhydrase 3
Exons: 6
Coding region: 103-918 (271 amino acids)
Molecular function (GO): zinc ion binding; carbonate dehydratase activity
Source: RefSeq, a predicted model, not a curated record
AAUCAUUAUAUGCAGUAUUUUCCAAUACAUAAACGAACAAAGCUUUGAUAUUGAUUUCGUAACAAAUAUAAACGAUUGAUUUUUGUGUAUCAAAGAAGUAACAUGAAUUUUUCUAACUGUUAUAUUUUCUUUUUAAUACAUCUAAUCCAAUCGAUAGCAGCUGAUUAUGACAAUUUGUGGGCUAAUAAAUAUCCAAAUUGUGGCGGCUUGCAACAAUCACCAAUCAAUCUUGAUGAAAUAGAGCGAGAUGAUACCCAUUCGGUAUCAAUGAGAUUCAAGGAUUAUGAUGUUGUACCUGACUCGAUGAAAGUAGAAAACAAAGGACAUACUGUGCAAGUAACACCAACUUGGUAUACCACAAUACCAGCAGUCAUUAAGGAUGGCGUAUUAUAUGAAGUUCAGCAAAUGCAUUUUCAUUGGGGUUCCAAUAACGAUGAAGGAAGUGAACAUAUAUUCGAAGAUAGAAAAACAGUACUAGAAUUGCACAUUGUUCAUUGGAAUCCUGAGUUAGGUGAUUUUGAUGGACAACAAGGAGAAGGAAUACUUGUCGUUGGACUAUUAUAUGAAAUUGGUAAAGAUGAUGACGACUAUUCCAAUUCUUUGUUUAAUAUUUUAAACUAUGCAUUCAAAAUUGAAGAACCUAAAUCAGGACCUGUUUAUAUAAAACCAUUUGGAUUGGAAUCAUUAUUUUAUGACAACAAUUCUACAAAAUUUUUAACUUAUAUUGGAUCUUUAACGACACCACCAUGCAGCGAAGGUGUAUCAUGGGUUGUAUUAAAUUUUCCGUCCACAGUUAAUGACUACCAGAUGAAUCUGUUCCGAAGCUUUGAAUUAGAUGAUUGGGAUGAUCACAAUAACCGUCCUGUUCAAAAAAUCAAUGGACGAAAGCUCACUGAAGUCACACGUACUGAUAUUUAACCUAUUGCAUGCCCUAAGAAAGGGUUGCGUUCUAAUUUCACAAAAUAAAAUGCAAACGUUAAUUUUUUGUGGUCCGGAUAUACAGUUUUCUCAAUUUAUAUACAUAAUGUAGAGAAAAAGAUACAAUAAUAAU